UCAAAACAAAUACAAAAAAUUUUCAUGGAAAAAUUCAAUUAUGACUGAAAACCAAUGCAGAGUAUGUUUGAAAUUCAUCAAGUGUCCUUUUAAGCUGAACGACACCAUUCAAGAAAUGUUAAUUUGGCAAGCUCUCAACAAAAUUGCCGAUAUUUCAGUCGCCGUUGGAGAUCCUUUACCACAAUCCAUUUGCAGUUCAUGUUAUUCAAGGCUGGAUCUUGUUGUGCAAUUCCGAAAUGAAGUAGAAAAAAAUGAUAAAAUCCUCCAACAAGAGAUAAUUUCAUGUAUCAAGACUGAAGAUGAGGAUUUUGAGGCGAAAGAGCUCAAACAGGAAGAAAUUUUUGAACCACCGUUAGUACAAAGAUCUCGCAGCGGUAGAAUAAUCAAGCCAAAAAUUACUUCAUUUGAUGAAAAUGCCGAAAAAAUGACAAAAUCUGAAAAAAUCUUGAAGAAAGAGUCACUUCAAAAGCCUGAAAUUGAAGUUUUAUCAUCGACAAAACCAAAAAAUCUAAAAACUCGUCAUCAAAAAGGAACUUUUCCAUGUUGCAUUUGUCGAACGGAAGUUUUUCCCUUAGAAUCUGAUCUCAUUUCUCACAUAAGUUCAUGUCACAUGUCGAAAGUGAACGAAAACGAAAGUCUCGAGUACCCAAAAGAUCAUCGUUACAAAUGCAAUUUUUGCAAAACAAAGUUUCGAUUGAAGAAAUCCAUCACAGAACAUGUUGGAGAUGCUUCAUAUCUCGAACCAAAGAAGGAUCGACAAGAAGAAUAUCAGAAAAGAAAAUCAAAACUAACGGAAGAGACGCUAGAAGCAAAAAAUAAAGAGGAAAAAGUCGUUUGCGUUUAUUGCGGCAAGAUAUUUUCGAACCGUGCACGCCAAAUUGAACACGAAUUACGAGCACAUGCCGAAAGUUAUCCAAUUGUAUGUCCUCAUCCGGGUUGCGAUAAACGAUUUGCGGGAGAUUUGAUCCUGAAAAGGCAUUUAUUGUGUCAUGGCGAGAAAAAAUUCUCAUGUGAAGUUUGUGGCAAAAAAUUCCUGAAAAGAAAGAAUUUGGUCUCUCAUUCGUACCUUCAUCAAGACGUCAAACGAUACCAAUGCGCUCAUUGUCCACGAACAUUCACAUAUCGAACGGUUUUGAAGCAACAUAUCGAGUCUCAUAUGCAAUUAAAAGUAUUUCCUUGCCUUCAAUGUUCGAAACAGUACAAAUGGUACAGCGAUUUGCAGAAACACAUCAAGUACGAACACUUGAAUGAUCCUCCUUACAAAUGCAUUUACUGCUCAAAAGGAUAUUUUAGCAGUUCAAGUCGUAAAUAUCAUCAAGAACGAUGCGCAUUGAGAAAUCAAUGUUGAAAAAUUUCGAUUUGAAUUAAAUUUAACGAAAUUUA
Messenger RNA from Culicoides brevitarsis, 1383 nucleotides. RefSeq names its product zinc finger protein 26-like. Gene Ontology annotation, cellular component: nucleus. Gene Ontology annotation, biological process: regulation of gene expression. Lineage: Eukaryota; Metazoa; Arthropoda; Insecta; Diptera; Ceratopogonidae. The record is from RefSeq and is a predicted model, not a curated record. The transcript has 3 exons. Gene Ontology annotation, molecular function: zinc ion binding. The coding region runs from base 41 to 1348 and encodes 435 amino acids.